CAUUGGGUCACCAAGCUCGACGCGGGCAUCAGGUCACUAGGCACGACAGCAGGCACCGGGUCAUCAGGCAUUGGGUCAUCUGGCUCGACAGCAGGCAUCGGGUCAUCUGGCAUCAGCGGGCACCGAGUCACCUGGCAUAAUAGGAUCCUCAGGCUGGAUCAGUUCAUCAGGCUGGGUAGAGACAUCAGGCUGGGUAGACACAUCAGGCUGAAUUGUGGGCGCCGAGGCACCAGGCUGCACCACGGAAGGCGGGUUUUUAAGAUGGCAGGCUGACCGGUUUGGAUACUGGCAGGAUGGUAUUGGUUGGAAAGAAUUUUCGCCUUUUCCUGGUUUUAUUUACCGG
Messenger RNA from Staurois parvus, 343 nucleotides. Lineage: Eukaryota; Metazoa; Chordata; Amphibia; Anura; Ranidae. The record is from the annotation of a GenBank genome assembly.